AACACAGACAGACGGAGCAAUGGCGGCCGCAGCUCCACCACUGCCCCCACAGCCAACCCCAGAUCCACCCAUGACAUUGCCUGAGAACCCCAUCGGAAACCCUCUGUUCGUCAGGAUUAGCCUUGCCAUCAAAGACGACCUCCCACAUAUACACAAGCUCAUCCACCAAAUGGCGGUGUUUGAGCGUCUGGCCCACUUCUGUCACGCCACCGAAGCUUCCCUCUCCUCCACACUCUUCAACUCCCCAACCUUCCAAUCCUUCACCGUCUUCAUCCUCGAAGUCUCCACUCGCCCCUUCCCAGAGGAUCUCCACCACAACAACCCUUUCUACCCUCCUGUCGUUCGCAUCAUCAAUCUCGACCUCCCGAUCGACGAUCCAGAAGCCGAAACACUCCGAUCGGGUGAGGGUGUUGUGGUGGCUGGGUUUGUUCUCUUCUUCCCCAACUACUCGACCUUCUUAGCCAAGCCUGGGCUCUACAUAGAGGACAUUUUUGUGAGGGAGAGUUACAGGAGGAAAGGCCUUGGGAAGAUGCUUUUGUCGGCGGUGGCGAAGCAGGCGGUGAAGAUGGACUACGGGAGGGUUGAGUGGUGCGUGCUUGAUUGGAAUAUUAAUGCUAUUAAGUUCUACGAGGAGAUGGGCGCCAAAAUGAUGCAGGAAUGGCGGAUUUGUAGGUUAACUGGUGAGGCUCUCCAGGCUUAUGGGAAUUCAGAUUAGGAUUAGGGUUUUAACUCCUCCAUUGAAGAGAGGGGAUUGUGGAGGGUUUAGAUGAUA
Molecule: messenger RNA, 772 nt
Organism: Telopea speciosissima
Lineage: Eukaryota; Viridiplantae; Streptophyta; Magnoliopsida; Proteales; Proteaceae
Product: probable acetyltransferase NATA1-like
Exons: 1
Coding region: 20-715 (231 amino acids)
Molecular function (GO): N-acetyltransferase activity
Source: RefSeq, a predicted model, not a curated record